UCUGCCCAGGCCCAGCUUCCCGCAGCCCCAGCGCCGGGCAGGAUCGAGAGGUUUCGGAGCCCGGGCGCGGGCGGCGGCCCCGGGUUGCGGCCACCGCCGGCCCACCUGCCCGCCUCAGCCCCCUCGGCACUGCCUCGGGAGCUUCAGCUGCCCCUUGCUCUGCAGUUGGACAGAUAAGAAGCACCAGAAAAGCAGAUGGCGUCCGGGGAUUUCUGCUUACCUGGAGAAGGGAUGGAAGUACUACAACAAGUGUGCAGCAAACAGCUUCCUCCUUGUAACCUGAGUGAAGAGGACCUAUUACAGAACCCACACUUCAGCCAACUGCUGCUGAGUCUCUCACAACACGUGGACGAGAGUGGUUUAAGCCUCACGCUGGCGAAGGAGCAGGCCCGGGCGUGGAAGGACGUUCGACUGCAUAAGACAACAUGGUUAAGGUCUGAGAUUUUACAGAGAGUCAUUCAGGAGCUACUUGUGGACUACUAUGUGAAGGCACAAGAUACGGAUUUAACUUCUGAGGACAGAAAGUUUCAUGAGACCCUUGAACAGCGGCUACUCGUGACCGAGCUGACACGGCUCUUAGGUCCCAGCCAGGAGAGGGAGGUGCCUCCACUGCUAGGGCUGGAGAAGGCGGACCUUCUGGAGCUCAUGCCACCCUCAGAGGAUUUUGUGUGGAUGAGAGCCCGGCUCCCCCUGGAAGUGGAGGAGCAGCUCAAGAAGAAAUGCUUCACUGUGCUCUGCUACCACAAUCCCAGUUCAGAUUUGGACAGUGAAACCCUGAAAGCAGCAAAGGUGUGGAACCUCGCCGAGGUUCUGGCAGGUGAGAAGCAGCAGUGCCAGGCUGCCAAGAGCCAGCAGAAGGAGCAGAUGGUGCUGCUGGAGAAGAAGAGUGCCACCUACUCCCAGGUGCUACUGCGCUGCCUGGCCUUGCUGCAGAGGCUUCUUCAGGAGCACCGGCUGAAGACUCAGUCCGAGCUGGACCGCAUCAAUGCCCAGUACCUGGAGAUCAAGUGCAGCGCCAUGAUCCUUAAGCUGCGGAUGGAAGAGCUAAAGAUUUUGUCUGACACUUACACCGCUGAAAAAGUGGAAGUUCAUCGUCUCAUUAGGGACCGUUUGGAGGGGGCCAUUCGCCUACAAGAGCAGGAUAUGGAGAAGUCCAGACAGGUCCUGAACACCUAUGAGGUCCUCGGGGAGGAGUUUGACAAGCUGGUGAAAGAGUACACCCAACUCAAGCAGGCAACUGAGAACAGGCGCUGGACCCUCCAGGAGUUCAACAAGGCCUACCGCUGAGCGUGGGUGGGGCCGGGAGGCUUGGCCUCUGCAGAGGAACCGUCUCCUUGUCUUCCUGCUGAAAGGACCACCUCCACCAGAGGCCACCUUCACUCAAGGGCGUGUGGGGACACUCAUCCAAAACACUAUAGUCCUUUAGGCACUCUUCUGGUUUUUCUUCCUUGUUUACUAUGACUGAGUCUCUUCUAGAAAACAUAGCUGAUUUGUAUAAUUUUAUGUACAGUGAUUUGUGUCGGCCCUGUAUCCUAUUUGAUUAUCUCCUAAAUAAAGUGAUGAUGUUAUA
Dama dama (fallow deer) is the source of this 1570-nucleotide messenger RNA. It is a transcript of the gene HAUS4, whose product is annotated as HAUS augmin like complex subunit 4. The transcript has 10 exons. NCBI's taxonomy places the organism in Eukaryota, Metazoa, Chordata, Mammalia, Artiodactyla, Cervidae. The coding region runs from base 196 to 1287 and encodes 363 amino acids. Gene Ontology annotation, molecular function: microtubule minus-end binding. The record is from RefSeq and is a predicted model, not a curated record. Gene Ontology annotation, cellular component: HAUS complex. Gene Ontology annotation, biological process: spindle assembly; centrosome cycle.